AUGGGACUGGAGCUGUCCAUGGUCCUGAAAUCCAUUCUCCCGUUCACUCCUUCGACAGAAACUAAAAGUCUGAAAGUGGUGGAUGCGGCGCUGGGUCCAGAGCUGGAUCCGGACUCGUCCUUGGGUUUGGAGUCCUGGACUUUUGCUCUCACUUUGGCUUCUUUGGAGUUGGUUCUUCCUCCAGCGGCUCCUGACGCUCUUUCAUAUGACGCCUUUCAUCUUGAAGGGUCACUCCCCUCUCUCUGGGCCUCUCCCCCUCAGGUCACUCCCCUCUCCCUGGGCCUCUCCCCCUCAGCUCACUCCCCUCUCUCUGGGCCUCUCCCCCUCAGGUCACUCCCCUCUCUCUGGGCCUCUCCCCCUCAGGUCACUCCCCUCUCUCUGGGCCUCUCUGUGGGCCUCUCUCUGGGGCCCCUCCCCCUCAGGUCACUCCCCUCUCUCUGGGCCUCUCCCCCUCAGGUCACUCCCCUCUCUCUGGGCCUCUCCCCCUCCCCUCAGCUCACUUCCCUCUCUCUGUAG
Messenger RNA from Knipowitschia caucasica, 516 nucleotides. NCBI's taxonomy places the organism in Eukaryota, Metazoa, Chordata, Actinopteri, Gobiiformes, Gobiidae. The record is from the annotation of a GenBank genome assembly.